AUGUUCCUGAGAAACGCCGCCAGACAAACCUUCAGAACCAUGUCUACCCUCACUCCUGUUCGCACUCAAUUGUCCCCUCCUCCUGCCGCGUCCUACUCUCAGGCCAUGAAGGUCAACAACAUGGUAUUCGUGUCCGGCCAAAUCCCCUAUACCGCUGAGAACAAGCGUGUGGAGGGAACCAUGACCGACAAGGCCGAGCAGGUCAUCCAGAACGUCAAGAACAUCCUGGAGGAGGCCAACUCCGCUCUCAACAAGAUCGUCAAGGUGAACAUCUUCCUCGCCGACAUCAACGACUUUGCCGAGUUCAACGGCGUGUACGGCAAGUACUUCAACGAGCACAAGCCUGCCCGCUCUUGCGUUGCCGUCAAGGACCUGCCAUUGAACGUCGACUUAGAGAUGGAGGUCGUCGCUGUCGAGAAGGAGUAA
This is a messenger RNA of Lachancea thermotolerans CBS 6340, 426 nucleotides long. RefSeq names its product RidA family protein. The transcript has a single exon. The coding region runs from base 1 to 426 and encodes 141 amino acids. Gene Ontology annotation, molecular function: deaminase activity. Gene Ontology annotation, cellular component: mitochondrion; cytosol. The record is from RefSeq and is a predicted model, not a curated record. NCBI's taxonomy places the organism in Eukaryota, Fungi, Ascomycota, Saccharomycetes, Saccharomycetales, Saccharomycetaceae.